This is a messenger RNA of Beta vulgaris subsp. vulgaris (sugar beet), 1089 nucleotides long. RefSeq lists its product as uncharacterized. Gene Ontology annotation, molecular function: S-adenosylmethionine-dependent methyltransferase activity. The transcript is spliced from 9 exons. The coding region runs from base 162 to 896 and encodes 244 amino acids. NCBI's taxonomy places the organism in Eukaryota, Viridiplantae, Streptophyta, Magnoliopsida, Caryophyllales, Amaranthaceae. The record is from RefSeq and is a predicted model, not a curated record.
AACUUUUGGCUCUCUAGUCUCUUCAUAAAAUCAUAAUCCCACUUUUUCAUACUCCUUCUACAUCAUCUUCUUCCUUGCAACAACAACAACAUCCAUAACAGUAAGUAAGAGGAGAGAGAACAUACAAGGUAGAUAUUGAAGGUAGAGAGAGAAAAAAAAGAAUGACAUUGGGUAUGGGAGGAACACAGUCAUAUGGUGAACCAUCAUACUGGGAUAAGAGGUACACUCAAGAAGACUCUCCCUUUGAUUGGUACCAAAAAUACACAGCCCUAGCUCCUCUUUUGCAUCUCUAUCUCUCUCCUUCUCAUCGUAUUCUCGCCAUCGGUUGCGGCAACUCCCCUUUUAGUGAAGGCAUGGUAGAAGAUGGAUAUGAGGAUGUAGUCAACAUUGAUAUAUCCUCCGUGGUGAUCGAAGCUAUGCAGAAAAAAUACUCCGACCACCCACAACUCAAAUACAUUACUAUGGAUGUUCGAGAUAUGAGUGCCUUUGAAACGGACUCAUUUGAUGCAAUUAUUGACAAAGGAACACUCGAUUCUAUUCUGUGUGGAAACGACUCAAAGGAGAACUCGAGUAUGAUGCUUAAGGAGGUGUUUCGGGUCCUCAAGGAUAAUGGGAUUUAUAUUCUGAUUACAUAUGGAGCACCCUCUUAUCGUCUAAACUUGCUCAAGAGUUCAUGCAAGUGGAAGAUAAAGCUCCAUGUGAUAGAAAAAUCAGUUUCUGGAGCGAAAAAUGAAGACCAACAGAAAUGGGAGCUUACUAAACCUGUUCCACUAGAUCAGAAGGAAAAGUCCAUUGAAGAUUUCAUAGGAAGUAACCCAGAUGUUCAUUAUAUAUAUGUCUGUACUAAAGAUGAUUCUUUGGCACAUGGAGAUAUAGAUGCAUCAGUAACUGAGUAAUAACUAUCAACUGUAUCCUUCGUCUGCUCAUUAUCUAGCAUGCUUCAGCUAUAUUAUUCCCGUUAUAGGAUUAUUCAGUUGUGCUUGUAUUGUACUCUAAAGUCUAAGCUUGAUUGAAGUGUUGCUUGACAUGAAGUCGGAAAUAGCUGAACUUCAUUAUUAUUUUUUGAUGGAGCUUUUGUGUUAAAUUUUA